CUCUACAUAACCCGUAUGAGACUGAGCUUCCGGGGUCUGUAGCUGGAGCGCCGGAGUAAGAGCAGGAUCAGCUGAACUACAGAAGAAAUGAAAAAUAUUCUCCUGAAAUUCAUAUUUAACUAAGAGCAAAGUUAAACUGCUGAAAGAGGUGAAGCAGAAGCCGUCCUGAAGAAUCUCCAGAACACACAGACAUUGUUUGAUACAUUUAACAGACAAAUGAAGCCAAGUCCUGACAUGGAGAAACAUCAGCACUCUGUCAAGAGUUUUACUAAACAGAGUAAUCUCAAAAAACACCAGCGCAUUCACACAGGAGAGAAACCGUAUCACUGCUCAGACUGUGGGAACAGUUUUACUGCACAGAGUACUUUCAAACAACACAAGCGCAUUCACACAGGAGAGAAACCGUAUCACUGCUCAGACUGUGGGAAGAGUUUUACUCAACAGAUUCAUCUCAAAAAUCACCAGCGCAUUCACACAGGAGAAAAACCGUAUCACUGCUCAGACUGUGGAAAGUGUUUUACUCAACAGAUUAAUCUCAAAAAUCACCAGCGCAUUCACACAGGAGAGAAACCGUAUCACUGCUCAGACUGUGGGAAGAGUUUUAAUCUACAGAGUACUCUCCAAAAACACCAGCGCAUUCACACAGGAGAGAAACCGUAUUACUGCUCAGACUGUGGGAAGAGUUUUAAUAUACAGAGUAAUCUCAAAAAUCAUCAGCGCAUUCACACAGGAGAGAAACUGUAUCACUGCUCAGACUGUGGAAAGUGUUUUACUCAACAGAUUAAUCUCAAAAAUCACCAGCGCAUUCACACGGGAGAGAAACCGUAUCACUGCUCAGACUGUGGGAAGAGUUUUAAUCUACAGAGUACUCUCCAAAAACACCAGCGCAUUCACACAGGAGAGAAACCGUAUUGCUGCUCAGACUGUGGGAAGAGUUUUAAUCAACAGAGUAAUCUUAAACUGCACCAGCGCAUGCACACAGGAGAGAAACCGUAUUACUGCUCAGACUGUGGGAAGUGUUUUACUCAACAGAGUAAUCUCAAAAAACACCAGCGCAUUCACACAGGAGAAAAACUGUAUCACUGCUCAGACUGUGGGAAGAGUUUUACUCAACAGAUUGAGCUCAAAAAUCACCAGCGCAUUCACACAGGAGAGAAACCAUAUUACUGCUCAGACUGUGGGAAGAGUUUUACUCAACAGAGUAAUCUCAAAAAUCACCAGCGCAUUCACACAGGAGAGAAACCGUUUUAUUGCUCAGACUGUGGGAAGAAUUUUAAUCAUCAGAGUAAUCUCAAAAAACAUCAGCGCAUUCACACAGGGGAGAAAACUACCUCAAAUCUGUUCCAAGACAAUUAAAAGUGCAAAUCGUAAAUCUUUCAGACAGAACACCUUAUCCUACACAAAUGUUUUACUCUCUCACUUGGGACAUGUUCCACCAGAAACAAACAUGAACUGAAUUUAACAAUGGAAUUUACAGGUUCAGCCAUAGACUGUAUAUAAAGAUGGACGCUGUGUCGCCGUUCCCAUUCAUUCAAUGAAAAUGAAGCCAAAAUCUUCCGCCAGUUUGGCGAUUCAGAGACCAGAGUCUGCGCAGUAGAGACCAGAAGAGGGAGAAAGGCUGUGGAGAGACCGCCUACUCAUUUAAAUAACCCCGCCCCUGAGGGCUGCCUCGCGGUCACAGACUGCAGAGCGGGGCGGAGCGGAGCUGACGGUCUGUUAUUGGUCCCGCCCAUAAGCAGCCCUUUUACCAUAACCACACCUUUUUUGAAUAGAGCCGAAUAACGUUUUAAAAACCGAAUUCUGUGGGGAUAUAAAAAUUUGACAAUAUAAGCAGAGGUUACACUAGCUGUUGCAUUUAAAUAAUGGAGGUAGAAUUACAGUAUAUUAGAAAAAAAACGUGAUUGAAAGUUGUCUGUUUUGCCAUUGAAACCUAUGGGGAUGGGUGGGGUUACACAGCUUUCUGCAGCCGAACAGCAGGGGGCGCCCGACCUGUGGUGGCCUUACUUUUAAGAGACGAUGCUCUGUCCAGCUAUAUAUAGUCUAUGGGUUCAGCAAAAUGAUCCUUAUCCAGGGAUGAUGUGCAUUGAAUUCCAUGUUAUGUUUUUCGUUUGUUCGAUAUUCCAGGAUAAGGUUGGGCGGUAUUGAAAUUUUUCAUUCCGCCAUAUUGUCGUCAGAUUAUAUGGCGGUAUACGGUAUUACCGGGGG
Molecule: messenger RNA, 2205 nt
Organism: Astyanax mexicanus (Mexican tetra)
Lineage: Eukaryota; Metazoa; Chordata; Actinopteri; Characiformes; Acestrorhamphidae
Product: gastrula zinc finger protein XlCGF26.1-like
Exons: 2
Coding region: 217-1356 (379 amino acids)
Biological process (GO): regulation of transcription by RNA polymerase II
Cellular component (GO): nucleus
Molecular function (GO): DNA-binding transcription factor activity, RNA polymerase II-specific; RNA polymerase II cis-regulatory region sequence-specific DNA binding
Source: RefSeq, a predicted model, not a curated record